CGCCGCUGCCGCUCGUAGCGCUGAUGUUCGCGUGCACAUGAGGCGUCGAUCUGUUCGUUAGCACUUAACCCGAGCGUGAGCAUCAACCCGCACAGAACCGGCGCCGGAAAAGCAGCACCGACCUACAGCUGACUACAGCGGAAGACUGAGCUGAGAGGAAGGCAGACGACACUGAGCAAUCAUGUCCCUUGACGAGAGAUUCAACAAAGCGGCUGAAGAUGUCAAGAAGUUGAAGUCUACUCCCACAGAUGCAGAGCUCCUAGAGAUUUAUGCACUUUUCAAACAAGGUUCUGUGGGAGAUGUUAACACAGAUCGUCCAGGAAUGUUGGAUUUUAAAGGCAAAGCCAAGUGGGAUGCAUGGAAUGGAAAGAAGGGAAUGUCACAAGAGGAAGCAAAGGAAGCUUACAUAAAGAAAGUGGAAGAGCUUGUGGCAAAAUAUGGAAUGAAUUGAAGGCUUCCACCAAAGUUUUAUUCUUCAAAUACUGUAUAUUACAUUAAACAUGUUGCCUGUUGCUCAGUGGGUGCAGUGCCUUCAUCAGUUUAAGUGAAUUCAUUUUAUACUAUACUUUACACAUGUUCUGAGUCUUGCAAGAGCAGUUUUGUAAAUGAAUAAAUGGUCUAAUAAAUGUUUGUAUGAA
This is a messenger RNA of Schistocerca piceifrons (Central American locust), 638 nucleotides long. RefSeq names its product acyl-CoA-binding protein-like. The record is from RefSeq and is a predicted model, not a curated record. The transcript is spliced from 4 exons. NCBI's taxonomy places the organism in Eukaryota, Metazoa, Arthropoda, Insecta, Orthoptera, Acrididae. Gene Ontology annotation, biological process: fatty acid metabolic process. Gene Ontology annotation, molecular function: fatty-acyl-CoA binding. The coding region runs from base 182 to 451 and encodes 89 amino acids.